Perca flavescens (yellow perch) is the source of this 2249-nucleotide messenger RNA. RefSeq names its product tropomyosin 4a (gene tpm4a). The transcript is spliced from 8 exons. The record is from RefSeq and is a predicted model, not a curated record. Lineage: Eukaryota; Metazoa; Chordata; Actinopteri; Perciformes; Percidae. Bases 438 to 1184 code for a protein of 248 amino acids.
UCUCCUCCUCCGGCACAGUCUGGCGGUCUCCGCUCUCCUCAUCGCGCAGCUUUUCCAAUCCUCCUCCUCAAACUCUGAAGUGUCCGGACCAAAAACUGCAACAUUCCUGAGGACAACUUUCUAUACUGCACAUCAACGUAUCAUUCCUACAGACCAGAAGAAACAUUUGGAGAACACCUGGACGCCGUGACUUCCUGGUUAUAUAACUUUUCUUGCACUUGAACGACUCCUUUACAUUCCAAAGACUUUGGCCUUGGACCUUAUCGGUUUUUGUCUUUUUAAAUCAACAAUCAAACACUUUUUCCCCUUAUUUUAUUAUUCUGAAUAGACCAAAUAAGCAGGAGGCAGUAGCUAAUUUAAUUUUUUUGCACAACCUAGAAAAAGUCCAGCGUUUUUCUCUAAGUGUAGUCUUAAAUUAAGUAACAAAACAGUCAACAAUGGCGGGUUUGAACUCUCUGGAUGCUGUCAAGAGGAAGAUUCAGUGUUUGCAGCAGCAGGCCGACGACGCAGAGGACCGGGCUCAGGUCCUACAGAGAGAGCUGGACAGUGAACGGGAGCUCCGAGAGAAAGCGGAGGGUGAUGUAGCCGCUCUGAACCGUAGGAUCCAGCUGGUGGAGGAGGAGUUGGACCGAGCCCAGGAGAGGCUGGCCACGGCACUGCAGAAACUAGAGGAGGCUGAGAAGGCCGCAGACGAGAGCGAGAGAGGGAUGAAGGUGAUCGAGAACCGAGCGAUGAAGGACGAGGAGAAGAUGGAGAUUCAGGAAAUGCAGCUGAAGGAGGCUAAACACAUCGCCGAGGAGGCCGACCGUAAAUACGAGGAGGUGGCCCGUAAACUGGUGAUCCUGGAGGGAGAGCUGGAGAGAGCUGAGGAGAGGGCCGAGCUCUCAGAAUGUAAAGCCGGGGACCUGGAGGAGGAGCUGAAAAAUGUGACCAACAACCUGAAGUCCUUAGAAGCCCAGUCUGAGAAGUACUCAGAAAAAGAAGACAAGUACGAGGAGGAGAUCAAAGUUCUAACUGACAAACUGAAGGAGGCUGAAACCCGUGCAGAGUUUGCAGAGAGGACAGUGGCCAAACUGGAAAAGUCCAUUGAUGACCUGGAAGAGAAAUUAUCACAAGCCAAAGAGGAGAAUCUUGGCAUGCAUCAAGUCCUGGACCAGACCCUGCAGGAACUCAACAGCUUAUAAACACACAGAGAGGAAGCUGGAGAGGAUGAGAUCGUCAUGUAACAUUUCUUAAAUGUUCGACUCCAUUCCACAUUUCGAGCUGUAAAAUCUUUAUUCCCCGUGUGAAGGGGGAUUAACUUAAUGCUUCUCCCUAGUUGUUUUUUUUCCGAAGGCACCUUUGUUUCUUUUCUUUUUUUUUUUAAAGAUGGGAAGUCAUUUUGCCCCCAUUCUUCUUUUUUAUCUCCACCUGUGAUUGCAGAAAUCCCCCCUCAGAAAUGAUUUUUGACCACUUAUUUAGAAAGAACUGGCAACUGACACACAGAAGGAAACCUCAGAUUUGGUCACUGAACCACUUAAACUGGCUCAGUUUCAUUGAUGUGCACAUACAUUAAGCCUCUGUCUAUUUUAAUACAUAUGCUACAGAUGGCGUUGGGUUUCGCUCAGUCUACAUUGGUAUGGCUCUGAAGUGCCACCCAGUGGUGAUAUGAAGAUAGUCAACAGUGUUGUUUUUCUCAAAAGUUUUGCAUCAAAAGUUUUUCUACUCUAUUUUAAUGUGGGGAUCUGUGCAGAAGCUGAGAGCUGUGCAUGUACAGUAUCUAGCAGUGACAUGCAUUUCUAAGCUGUACUGUCUUUCCCUAAGCUUGACCUGACCGUUGACACAUUCUUCAUCAUUGCCAUGCCAUAAUGUAGCCAAUAUUUACCAGAUUUACAAUAUAUUGUAUUACAUAAGCGAGCUGAACCCCAAACCACUGGAAGCUCAAGUCAACUUGUAUCAACCAUGGAUACUUAUUGUAUAUAGUAGAAUAAUGUUAGGUAUUUGAGAAAUUGUAUUGCUUUGAUUAUUUUUGGAUUUGUUUCAUUUACAUCACAUUUUUUUUGCUAGGGGAACUCUCAAGACCAAAGAACACAUAUAACACAGACAAUAAAUUCUAAAAAAUGUUUUAUUUUUGUUUGUGGUGGUCAUCAUGGUUUCAUCUCAUGCCAGGGCCAUGGAAAGGGUCUCACACAUGACCGAGACCAUUUUAUAAUAUUUCAUUUACCAACUCCCUCUAUGUCAACCUAAUAAAUGUUUUACAGAAAUCAUGA